AUGUCCUUAUCAAAACCUACUUGGAAUCAUUUCGGUAUUCACCAGCCGUUCCCGGACAAGCAGAAUCCCGUUGGUUUUUACCGGGACUCCCUUUCCUCAUCUUUUCUUUCUCCAGUAGCCCUUUCAUUAUCAGCUGCUUUCUCUCACCCAAUCUCUACCAACUCCGCCAACAUGAAUGCGCUCUCGGCCGACGAGAUGGAACGCUUCCAGAAGCUUUCCAAUAGCUAUCAGCCGGAUGUCCAGGGCCCCCUUGUCUCAACCAAACAAUCUAGCCACAGCAUCGCGUUGGAUUACUCAAAUGCGGAUCCUACUCUAGCUACAAAGACAAAUGCGCUUGCUAUCACCCAUCCCGAGUGCCGUAUCAUGAAAGGCGACGGGAAUUGUGGUUGGAGAGCUGUGGCAUUUGGUUAUUUCGAGACCCUCUUCGCCCUCCGAGACACGCUCCGUAUCGAGACCGAGAUUCGGAGAAUGAAGUCUCUUACUACGCUUUUGGAACGGGUCGGCCUGUCGGAUUCCAUUUACGAGAUCUUUGUCGAUGCCACAGAAGAAGUCCUCAACCGAACGCAUGCUGCUAUCCAAAAUGGUGCUCAAGAUGAAUCUUUCCUUGUCGAUGCUUUUAAUGAGGGUUACUGCUCUGAUGCUAUCAUUACCCACUUCCGCAUUUUGACUAGCGCGUGGAUGAAGCUCAAUCCGAACCGGUACCAGGCCUUCCUUCCUAUGCCACUGAACCAGUACUGCAGCUCGCGGAUAGACCCGGUGAAGACCGAAAUCGACGAAGUUGGUCUUCAAGCACUGAUUGACGGUGUGAUCGAAGGCUCCGGCUUUGGUGUUGAAAUUCUUUACCUCGACCGAAGUGAAGGCGAUGCCGUCACACCCCACCAACUAUCCUCUAACAGUCCCAGUGGUGCAACCAUCCGCCUCCUAUACCGGCCAGGUCAUUAUGAUAUCCUUUACCCAGUCGAACCUUUGAACAUGGCACCCAUUGUCAACCUCCAAUACGGAAUGACCUUAAUGGCCAUCCCCAAUCUGAUGCAGGACACAUCCUUUGGGAUGGGCGCUCCCAUGUCUCCAAUGCCUUCUGUCUCGCCAACCCCCGCCAGUCCAUUCCGCAUGUCCCCGCAACAAGACAUGUACCAAUCGCCUAUGCCAACCCAUGCACCCAUUCCACCGAUUCCUGUCUCUCCUCCUCCACAAAUCGCACCCCCAUCCUCCGCCCCGCCACCAAUGACUUCACUGCCUAGUCGAUCAUCAGACGGCCCGCAAAUUCGCCUGAAUCCCUUGGUCAUGAAACCGAAUCUCAGUCGCUCGUUGCCAGUCACCACCCCUUUCAAAAAUUCCCCUUACAACCAAGCCCAUUUCCAGAAUUCUGACUUUGAACCCAUCCAUUGGGAACCCCAUGAACGAAGAUAA
Molecule: messenger RNA, 1410 nt
Organism: Penicillium mononematosum
Lineage: Eukaryota; Fungi; Ascomycota; Eurotiomycetes; Eurotiales; Aspergillaceae
Product: OTU family ubiquitin thioesterase
Exons: 8
Coding region: 1-1410 (469 amino acids)
Biological process (GO): protein K48-linked deubiquitination
Cellular component (GO): nucleus
Molecular function (GO): ubiquitin binding; cysteine-type deubiquitinase activity
Source: RefSeq, a predicted model, not a curated record